UUGUAGAUUUUUGAGCUUGGGCCUGAUGGAGGAGACCAUGAAACAGAUGGAGACCUUCUAGCUGAGACUGAUGUUUUGGCCUAUGAUUGUGCAGCCAGAGAGAAGUAUGCCAUGAUGUUUGAUGAACCAGUGCUGCUGCAGUCUGGCUGGUGGUAUGUGGCUUGGGCUCGAGUCUCGGGGCCGAGCAGUGACUGUGGUUCAUAUGGACUGGCAACCAUCACCACCGACGAUGGUGUGGUUUUCCAGUUUAAAAGCUCCAAAAAGUCGAAUAAUGGUACAGAUGUAAACGCUGGUCAGAUUCCUCAGCUGUUAUACAGGCUUCCAUCAAAUGAUGGCAAUGCAGCAAAAGGAAAGCAGCAAACCAGCGAGCCUGUUCACAGCCAGGAUGAUUAACAAGCCAAUCUGGUUAAUCUCAGAGAUAUAGGUUCCAGCACCCCACAUAGUACAAAAAUGAAAAAUAUGUAUACUGUGUGACUAGGGGAGAUCUCAAUCUGCAGGCUUUCAGGGCAACAUCAAGAACAAAAGCCUCACUGUAAAGUGAGCUUGCUCCCGGAGUUAUUAUUUAUUUUUUUAUUACAAACCGUAACUAUGAUUUACUUUAGGUAUUCUGACUCAUUACCACAACAGUGUGGAUUCAAUGCAGUAUAACGUUUAUUCAACUGCUGUAUGAAGAUAAAAGCUCAUUUGUCCACAGAAUUUACAGAGCCCAGUGUGCUUCACAGAAUAUUGAGUUAAUACAACAGGAUCACAUGUCAGCCAUAAAAACCUACAACAGGCACAUGUGAAGAGAUGAAAGAAGGUUUUA
This is a messenger RNA of Polyodon spathula (Mississippi paddlefish), 805 nucleotides long. RefSeq names its product E3 ubiquitin-protein ligase MYCBP2-like. Lineage: Eukaryota; Metazoa; Chordata; Actinopteri; Acipenseriformes; Polyodontidae. The transcript is spliced from 4 exons. Gene Ontology annotation, cellular component: nucleus. The record is from RefSeq and is a predicted model, not a curated record. Bases 112 to 393 code for a protein of 93 amino acids.